Cyclocybe aegerita is the source of this 642-nucleotide messenger RNA. The record is from the annotation of a GenBank genome assembly. NCBI's taxonomy places the organism in Eukaryota, Fungi, Basidiomycota, Agaricomycetes, Agaricales, Hemipholiotaceae.
AUGCCGCAGAGCACCCAGGACCAAUCUUCCUCCCAAGACUCUCAACAGGUCCGACCACAGGUUGGACCAGAUUCAGAUGCCGCGGCUGAACCCCACCCACCUCUCCCGUGUCUGACAGCGCCUACCAGGUUCAGAAGCACACUUCCUCUAGAGCCUCAAUACCGGAACCACCCCCACUUCAUACGCCAAGUAUAUGGCGCUAUCAUAACAAACAAAUUUCGCAUGCGAUAUGCAGAGAAAGUGUCUGGACUCCCCAAGGGUUCAAUCAAGACCUACCAGGAAGCUCAGGUCAUACUCGCAAGAAGGCAUCCGCUCCAAGGGCUUGUCAAUGUGCAGGUGCGGUGGAAGGUCCCGAAGAAUGACCCCCAUGAGGUGUGGCCCAUUGCGAUUAUUGAGAGGUUUGUCCCCGUCAUUCCCAUGAGCGGGGACUGGGAGGGUGAAGACAUAGGUUUGGAGAUCGCCGAAGGGAAUCAGGCGCUCACGGUGGAGGAAGUAGAGGAAAGGAUCAAGGAAAAGACAAGGGAUAUGAUGGGCUUGCGAGGACUCCUGCGGUUCAGGUGGUUCAAUUUGUAUGAGCUCGAGUCAGAGGGUCAAGUAGAUGACCCAGAUGCGCUCUGGAAGAACAAUUUUAGGGAUGAAUGA